Molecule: messenger RNA, 2538 nt
Organism: Penaeus chinensis
Lineage: Eukaryota; Metazoa; Arthropoda; Malacostraca; Decapoda; Penaeidae
Product: type II iodothyronine deiodinase-like
Exons: 5
Coding region: 465-842 (125 amino acids)
Molecular function (GO): thyroxine 5'-deiodinase activity
Source: RefSeq, a predicted model, not a curated record
AGUGAGGUUUGCUCGGUAGUCAGUCGCAGUUGGGCCACCACCGGCUCUCGUCCGGUGCAAACGACUGUCUCAAAAUGUCUCUCUCGGUUUUACGCAAUUAUGCAGUCCUGCCUCUCCGCAUGGCAGGUUCAAUAUUUGGAAACUGUGCCAUGACGAUUUUUCAUCUGAUUGCGCCUGGAAAGUUUUUCCAAAUGUUUCUAAAAGAUACCGGGUUACAACAAGACAAGAAAUACCUCGACUGUGUUCAGAACUCCGUCGGGGACAUAACGUUCUUCUGGCAGAGACUCAAAGCGAUGUGGUUCGGCAACAUGCAGGAGGCCAAUCUGACGGUAGAGGUGGGAAGCCCCGCCCCAAACCCGGCCCUCGUCAGGUUGAGUGACGGCGUAGAGUGUCACCUGCUGGACAUGGCCAAGGUGGGCCGGCCGCUCGUCAUCAACUUCGGCAGCUGCACAUGACCUCCGUUCAUGGCCAACCUCGAGAAGUUCCGCAAGAUAACAGCGGAAUACUCGAAUGUGGCCGACUUCAUUUUGAUCUAUAUUUCGGAGGCGCAUCCCACCGACGGCUGGGCUAUCGAGGGAAACGUUUUUCAGGUCGCUAACCAUAAAAACAUGGAAGAGCGCGAAGCAGCAGCAAAACAGAUGUUGGAGAUGGAGCCUCAAGACUGUCCGGUUUUCCUGGACAAGCUUGAUAAUGCAGCCAACAGAGUUUUUGCUGCUCUGCCCGAGAGACUUUAUAUCAUUAACAGAGGAACUGUAGUGUACAAGGGCGGUCAGGGACCUUUCAAGUACGACCUGGAAGAAGUGGAAGAGUGGCUGAAGACGCACCAAGAGAAAACUGAAUAAGAAACCUGAAUUGAAUAAAACUGAAAAUACGACGAAAAUGGAGAUGAUAGCUAAAUUUUCUUCGAUCUGGCAUAGUUUCACCCUGUUUAAUCACACUAUUUGUAUUUUUAUACAGCACUGUUAAAGAAAAGCCUAUCACAUUGUCAGUUUAGUUUGUUAUAGAAAAAUCACCAUCUUUAUUUCGUGAUGAAUAUCUGUGGAUCACAUUUGUAACUGACUGAAACAUCAGUGAGCAAGUAACACGGUGCCUAAAGUAUGACGUGUUCAUCGCAACGGUUCUUGUACCAGGAUGAAUGCUGAUGGAGUCCCUGGCAUUAUUUUACUGGCUUCACUGGUCGGUCAGCUCUGUAUGUGAGUAAGGAUAGAUUGGUGCUUGAACUUUGACUGAAAGAAGUAGAAGCACCUGAUUGAUCUGGAGUUCAAGAAAUCUGCAUGAUAGAUGAGUCAGAAAGGCGAAUAACCAGGGCACAUCUUGAUGUUUUCUUCAGUCCUGUAUUCGAGAUCAGUCGGGUGUUACUUUUUCUUAGAAUGUAUACAUAUGGAGAACACACACACACACACACACGCACACACACACACACACACACACACACACACACACACACACACACACACACACACACACACACACACACACACACACACACAGCUUUUAAUGUGUAUGCUUAACUGGAUGAUAAAGAUAAGAAUAAACAACUUUAUUUUCUUUGAAAUCUCUGAUAUAUAGACAUUAUUACCAUCAUACAGCUUUCCUCUUCAAAAGGGCUAAGGAUCGUGGGAUUAUAGUUCAACUCCCAACCAAACUACAAAAAAGAAUACAACAAUAGGAAAGAAACAACUAAAGAUGGAAUCCUCAUUAACAGGAAAAAUAAGAAUCUAGCCAGAGAGGAAAUUCUUUUUUCAGAUUCGCGCAGCCUCCAACAGUGUACCUGGACUAUUUGGUGCUGUUCCGGAAAUUCCUGCAAGCUACAGUAGAAUCCUUUGUACUAGAAAAAAAUGGAUUUCAUACCCUUCUAUUCCUGGCAUAAUAACGCCAGGCUUAUAUCCCAUCCCAUCUCUGGUAUAUGCACUUUAGAACAUAGAAAGGAUGAUCCCGCGGCAGUCAUUACUUUUAUCUAUUAUCUGUACACUCUGGAGGGGGGAGGGGGGUUGGGAAAAAAUAGUACUUUUGUACACUUGGGGGAAAAAAGAAAUGGAUGACCCCUAAGGAAAGUCACCCUAUAUAUAAUUUUUUAAGGAGAGAGUAGCCAGGCGUCACGUAGUACAACAUUUUCGGUGUCACUACCUUUGUAAAUAGUAUACACGUUUAGGAGGUAUGAAUAAUAUUCGCUUCUUUCAAAUUUUAAUACUGCUGCAUACAAUCAGGGCAUUCAAGACAACCUUUGUAGUUAACGAAAGUAGAUACAGUAACAACUCAUUUAUUCUUUACGUUUUAUGAUGCUAAUAGCACUUUUACCAAUUUAACAAUUUAUAAAUUCUACUUUUAUCUUUAUUUAUGACGUGCCAAUACCUAGAUGUAAAAGUAUAUACAGCAAUUAUUUUAUUUCUACUUGUUUCAUAAUAUGUCAGUUUCCCUCAAUCUAUGUACAAACUUUUCGGCGAGCAGUAUCUGAAAUUUUACAAAUUGUUCACAAAAUGAUUCCAUUUAUAUGAUGUUUUUCGCUGCAUAUUCAAAACAUUAAAAACGGAGGUGUAA